Molecule: messenger RNA, 1041 nt
Organism: Wallemia mellicola CBS 633.66
Lineage: Eukaryota; Fungi; Basidiomycota; Wallemiomycetes; Wallemiales; Wallemiaceae
Exons: 4
Coding region: 31-996 (321 amino acids)
Biological process (GO): phospholipid homeostasis
Molecular function (GO): aminoacyltransferase activity
Source: RefSeq, a predicted model, not a curated record
GCACUCCAACUUCCUUAAAAGGACACGACGAUGACCAGAAAUAUUGAAAAAGAUAAACUAGCUGAGCUUAUCGCAACCAAUGAAAAGUAUUCGCCUGCUACUAGUUGGUUAGAAGAGCGGUAUUCGCUUUUUAUCAAAAACGGCAAUGUACAGGGGUAUAUCCAACUAGAUGGAUACCAAUUCUAUUGGGGAGACCCAAUAGUAAUUAAUGGUGAACCAAUUGAAUUCAUUCGUCAUACUAUUGAUUUCGCCAAAGAGAACAGCUGCACACCUGUCUUUUGUGAGAUAUCAGAGGAUCUCGAAGCUUUACUAGAAAACGAUGAAUUCAAGUUUAGCUGUCUUAGCUGCACGCAUGAGGAUAUUAUAAAUCCCACAGAAGCGAACCUCGAUGUAAAGGAUGUCCAGCAGAAUGUUAGGAGAUCACAGAGAGCAGGAGUGGAGGUAUACGAACUGAGCGGUGACCCAACAGAUGAACAGCGGGAUGCUAUCAAUGAGGGAGUCGAGCAGUGGAAGCAAGGCAGAAAGGGCGAUCAAAUAGCCACCGCAUCAAUGGAUCCUUUCCUGGAUUCAGUUCACAGAAGAUUCUUCAUUGCCCACAUCGAAAAUAAGAUCGUUGGCGUCCUCAUACUCAGUCUGCUCAAAGACCAGGGAUAUCAAAUAAAGAACUGUACUGCAUUCCCAGACUCACCAAAGGGUACGUCAGAGAGACUGAUCGUGGAGUGCUUGGAGACGCUCAAAAAGGAGGAUGCACACCAUGUAAGCUUUGGAAUAAGCGCUAGUGAUCACAUGGAGCCAGUCCACAAUUUAAAGGGUAUGAGAGUGUCCUGGUUGUCGGGUACUUACAAAUCAAUACUAAAAUCGACCGGAAUAUUCAGAAGAGCUGAUUUCCGUAGCAAAUUCAACGUCAAGCAUGAGCCACUCUAUAUCUGUUACCCAAAGCACGAAUUUGGUAUGGAUGGUAUACAAGCACUUAUGAAGACACUCAAAACGAACUAAUAAAGGGGUUUUUUUGUAUAUCAUAUUAUAGAUUCCUAUAAGUUA